GCGGCCCUCCCGGAGGGCGGGCGGGCGGAGGCCCGGGCGGGCGCGGGCGGGGGCGGGGCGGGGCGGCGCGCCUGAAGCCCGGAGCCCGGCCCUGCGCUAGGCUCGGUUCGCCUCGCGGCGGGCGCCCUCGUCGCCAGCGGCGCACCAUGGACGGGCUGCCCGGUCGGGCGCUGGGGGCCGCCUGCCUUCUGCUGCUGGCGGGCGGCUGGCUGGGGCCUGAGGCCUGGGGCUCACCCACGCCCCCGCCGUCGCCCGCCGCACCGCCACCACCCCCGCCGCCCGCAGCCCCUGGCGGCUCGCAGGACACCUGUACGUCGUGUGGCGGCUUCCGGCGGCCUGAGGAGCUCGGCCGAGUGGACGGCGACUUCCUGGAGGCGGUGAAGCGGCAUAUCUUGAGCCGCCUGCAGAUGCGGGGCCGGCCCAACAUCACGCACGCCGUGCCCAAGGCCGCCAUGGUCACGGCCCUGCGCAAGCUGCACGCGGGCAAGGUGCGCGAGGACGGCCGCGUGGAGAUCCCGCACCUCGACGGCCACGCCAGCCCGGGCGCCGACGGCCAGGAGCGCGUUUCCGAAAUCAUCAGCUUCGCGGAGACAGAUGGCCUCGCUUCCUCGCGGGUCCGCCUGUACUUCUUCAUCUCCAAUGAAGGCAACCAGAACCUGUUUGUGGUCCAGGCCAGCCUGUGGCUUUACCUGAAACUCCUGCCCUACGUCCUGGAGAAGGGCAGCCGGCGGAAGGUUCGGGUCAAAGUGUACUUCCAGGAGCAGGGCCACGGUGACAGGUGGAACGUGGUGGAGAAGAGGGUGGACCUCAAGCGCAGCGGCUGGCACACCUUCCCACUCACAGAGGCCAUCCAGGCCUUGUUUGAACGGGGCGAGCGGCGACUCAACCUGGACGUGCAGUGUGACAGCUGCCAGGAGCUGGCCGUGGUGCCGGUGUUCGUGGACCCAGGGGAAGAGUCACACAGGCCCUUUGUGGUAGUGCAGGCUCGGCUGGGCGACAGCAGGCACCGCAUUCGAAAGCGAGGCCUGGAGUGCGAUGGCCGGACCAACCUCUGUUGCAGGCAACAGUUCUUCAUUGACUUCCGCCUCAUCGGCUGGAAUGACUGGAUCAUCGCACCCACCGGCUACUAUGGGAACUACUGUGAGGGCAGCUGCCCAGCCUAUCUGGCAGGGGUCCCCGGCUCUGCCUCCUCUUUCCACACGGCUGUGGUGAACCAGUACCGCAUGCGGGGCCUGAACCCCGGCACAGUGAACUCCUGCUGCAUCCCCACCAAGUUGAGCACCAUGUCCAUGCUGUACUUUGAUGAUGAGUACAACAUCGUCAAGCGGGACGUGCCCAACAUGAUUGUGGAGGAGUGCGGCUGUGCCUGACAGUGCAGGGUGGGGGCACGGUGCUGGGGCGAGGAGGACAGUCCUGGGUGGGCUUCUUCCAGCCCCCGCGGGAACGGGGGUGCACGGUGGGCUGGGCACAGUCAUUCUGUUGGGCCGUGGAGAAGGUGCCAGGGUGCGGCCUGAGAUAUUCUUCUACGACUUCAUAGAGCAAACAGUCAAAACCAGAGCGAGAACCCUCAACUGACAUGAAAUACUUUAAAAUGCACACGUAGCCACGCACAGCCAGACGCAUCCUGCCACCCACACAGCAGCCUCUAGGAUACCAGCAAAUGGAUGCGGUGACAAAUGGCAGCUUAGCUACAAAUGCCUGUCAGUUGGAGAGAAUGGGGUGAGCAGCCACCAUUCCCACCAGCUGGCCUGGCCACUCUGAAUUGCGCCUUCCGAGCACACAUAAAAGCACAAAGACAGAGACACACACAGAGAGAGAGAGAGCCACGGAGAGGAAAAGCAGAUGCAAGGGUGGGGAGCGCGGCCAGGCAGAGGCUGUGUGUGCCCCGUGGCUUUCACCAGGCCUGCUCUGCCACCACAUCUCCGGCUCAAUAUCUGCUUCUUCCCCAGCCUGGGAUCCUUCGUGCUUCAAGACCAAGAGAGCCUGUCCUCCCACACCCUUGCCAAGGGAAAGAGACCCAGAAAGGACAUAACCCAUCAGAGACCGGGGAGCAGGGGCAAGUGACUGUUCGUCGAUUGGGCCUCUGACUUGACUUAUGUGUGUUUUUUUGGAGUGGGGAGGGAGGGAGAGAAGAGGGGGCUAAAUUUAAUGCUUUAACUGAUCUCCAACGAUUGACAGGUCAUCCUUGCCAGUUGUAUAACUGAAAAAGGACUUUUCUACCAGGUAUGACCUUUGAAGUGAAAAUCUGAAUUGUUCUAAAUGGAAAGGAAAAAAGUUGCAAUCUGUGCCCUUCACUGGGGACAUUCCUUUAGGACUGUUUUGGGGAGGGGUGGGAAUGACCCCUAGGCAAGGGGAUGAGACCACAGGGGGAAACGGUGGGGAGGAGGCAUUCUUGAACUGCUGAGGGUGGAGGGUGCCCCUUCAGCAGAGGCUGAGGGAAGGGAGCAGCUUAGUUGGUCUUGGAGAGAUGGGGAAGGCUUUCAGCUGAUUUGUAGAAGUUGCCCAUGUGGGCCCCAGCCAUCAGGGCCGGCCAUGGACGUGGCCCCUGCCCACCUGCCUGCCCGCAUAGCACUUGCAGACCUGCCUGAAGGCACAUGACACAGCACUUGCCGAUCCACGUGUGUCCAGAAGUGGCCCUUGGCUGAGCACCGAACUCGCUCGCCCUCUAGAUGUCCAAGUGCCACGUGAACUAUGCAAUUUAAAGGGUUGACCCACACUAGAUGAAACUGGACUCGUACGACUCUUUUUAUAUUUUUUAUACUUGAAAUGAAAUCCUUUGCUUCUUUUUUAAGCGAAUGAUUGCUUUUAAUGUUUGCACUGAUUUAGUUGCAUGAUUAGUCAGAAACUGCCAUUUGAAAAAAGAAGUUAUUUUUAUAGCAGCAAAAAAAUGAAUACAGUUAAAUGUAUUAUACAUAAUUUUGGAACCAAAGAGGCCAACAGAUCAGUUUUAAUUUUAUUAGACGGUGAGGCCAUCUGAUGUGAGGUGGACGUUCUGAACGGUCCCUUGAGUGGCCUGCCAACGUUUCAGGGUAUGAAUGGAUUUUGUUUAUUCGGUUCGAUGUGUCUUUUCUAUCCUUACACACCCAGAAGGUAGAGUAAAAAUGGCUAUGAUAGAAUGCAGGUGUGUAUCCUUAAAUCCCCAUCUUUAUGUUUAUUUAAUAAAGCUCCCCUUAGGUUCUGUUUCAUAAUAAUUUAAAACCAAACAAUUUUCCCAUAGACUUGCUGUUAAAGUAUUUUACGUUUGUGUACAGUUUAAGAAAAUAAAAGAUUGAGUGCCACGGGC
Messenger RNA from Callithrix jacchus (white-tufted-ear marmoset), 3283 nucleotides. RefSeq names its product inhibin subunit beta B (gene INHBB). NCBI's taxonomy places the organism in Eukaryota, Metazoa, Chordata, Mammalia, Primates, Cebidae. The record is from RefSeq and is a predicted model, not a curated record. Gene Ontology annotation, molecular function: cytokine activity; growth factor activity. Gene Ontology annotation, cellular component: extracellular region.